This is a messenger RNA of Spinacia oleracea (spinach), 2227 nucleotides long. RefSeq names its product histone deacetylase 15. The coding region runs from base 234 to 1928 and encodes 564 amino acids. NCBI's taxonomy places the organism in Eukaryota, Viridiplantae, Streptophyta, Magnoliopsida, Caryophyllales, Amaranthaceae. The record is from RefSeq and is a predicted model, not a curated record. Gene Ontology annotation, molecular function: histone deacetylase activity. Gene Ontology annotation, cellular component: histone deacetylase complex; cytoplasm. Gene Ontology annotation, biological process: epigenetic regulation of gene expression. The transcript is spliced from 18 exons.
UAUCCCUAGUUUGGUCACACAGGCCAGGCCAGGCCACGUCUUAAAUCACGGUCGUGUACUAGUGUACUGUGGCGAAUACAAGGCUGUAUCAGACGCUAAAUUUCGGCCGGCGUAUCAGACGCUGUGCAAAACUAGAUUUUUUUCACCCUUUUCAUUUCCCCCCCAAAAGAACCUCCGCUUCAACUUCUCCAGGUGCUGGUGGCCUGGUGGGGGUGGUAGAAUCCGAAUGCAAGAUGGUCUCGGAGACUGUUGAGUUGGUUCGUUCUGUGAAUGGUAAGGCGAAAGCUAUAGGUCAAAAUGGAGCAGAUAGAGUCGCAGAUGAAGAACUUAAUGGAAGACAUAGAAAUCUGGAGGUGGCGAGUGUCUGUUCUCGUUCUGAUGGAAAGAAAAAGUCAAAUCACCGUAGGGAGUUGACUAUGGAAGAUAUCUGUAACAAUCUGGACGACUUGGAAGAUGAUGAAGAUGAUCUUGAUUGGGAGCCUUUUCUGGAGUGCCUGACAUUUGGAAGGUGGUCUUGCACCAACUGCACAAUGCUUAACCCUGACAGUAUCAUCUUUUGCGAGACAUGCAAGGAGCACAAGGAAUCUGGAAUCCUUAAGCAUGGAUUUUUCGGUUCACCUGCUUCACAAGGGGCUGCUCUUACUCCAGUUGAGUUAGAAGUAAUAGAAAGAUACACAGAAUCAGUCCCUGAUGUUGCAGCUGCUAGGUGCUCCACUGCAAUAGGUUUUGAUGAGAGAAUGUUAUUGCACUCAGAAGUUGAAAAGAAGAUGUAUAGUCAUCCAGAAAGACCUGAUCGUCUACGAGCAAUUGCUGCUAGCCUGUCUACAGCAGGAAUCUUUCCUGGAAAAUGUCGUCCUAUCACUGCAAGAGAAAUAACUAAAGAAGAACUGUUGAAGGUACAUUCUAUGGAGCAUGUUGAAGCUGUUGAACUCACUGAAAAAAUGCUUUCUAGCUAUUUUACUCCUGAUACAUAUGCAAAUGAGCAUUCAGCGGAAGCUGCGAGGCUUGCAGCUGGUCUAUGUGCGGAUCUUGCUACCGAAAUUUAUUCUGGUUGUGCCAAAAAUGGAUUUGCCCUGAUUCGGCCUCCUGGUCAUCAUGCUGGUGUACAUGAGUCCAUGGGUUUCUGCCUUCACAAUAAUGCAGCAGUUGCUGCACUAGCUGCUCAAGUUGCUGGAGCCAAAAAGGUCUUGAUUGUAGAUUGGGACGUACACCAUGGAAAUGGUACACAAGAAAUAUUUGACAAGAACAAGUCGGUUUUGUAUAUUUCAUUGCAUAGACAUGAGGGAGGCAACUUUUAUCCUGGAACUGGGGCAGCUCAUGAGGUUGGUACCAUGGGUGCUGAAGGUUACUGUGUGAAUGUUCCUUGGAGCUGUGGAGGAGUUGGUGACAACGAUUACAUUUUUGCAUUUGAACAUGUUGUGCUUCCAAUAGCCCAGGAGUUCGUCCCUGAUUUUAUUAUUAUAUCAGCUGGAUUUGAUGCAGCAAGAGGAGAUCCACUUGGUGGUUGUGAUGUCACACCUGCUGGUUAUGCUUGUAUGACUAACAUGUUGAAUACCCUUGCUGGAGGAAAGACGCUUGUAAUACUGGAAGGCGGCUAUAAUCUGCGAUCAAUAUCAUCAUCUGCCACUGCUGUAAUAAAGGUUUUGCUUGGUGAAAGCCCUGAGAACCAGUUUAGCGGUGUCGCACCUUCAGCAGCGUGCAUGCAAGCUGUAUUGGAUGUUUUAAAAAUUCAGACAAACUUUUGGUCAAGUCUUAAUUCCAAUUUCAUGAAAUUGCAGUCAUGCUGGGAGUCAUACUUGGUUGAAAAAAGAAGGAAGAAAAUGAAAAAAAGAAAACUUAAAGUUGCGGAACCACCCAUUUUCUGGAAAUGGGGAAGAAAGAGGUUUCUGUAUUAUCUCCAUUUACAGCGAUUCCGUGUAAAGCCCUAGUCAUUUAAUGAGUAACCUAAUGUAGUGUUAACCCUAACCACAGUUGCUGGGCUCUGUUAAAUUAUCUCCUCUUAUGGGGGUAUAUAUGCUGCUAGAAGACCCUUUAAGCUUAGUUUACAUGGUUUUUGGAUAGGACUUAUCCCAUGUAAAUAUAUUUAGGCUUAGUUAAGUUGAUUUUGUACCAUGAUUUUGCUCAUUGUAGAACAAGGCGGCUACAAGAGACGGGAACUAUUACUGGAAUUAUUUUGCACUGAGUUAAACUCAAGUCUAGAAAAGAUUAUUCAGUUUAUUUGUUUUCA